Exophiala spinifera is the source of this 693-nucleotide messenger RNA. Its product is annotated as hydroxyacylglutathione hydrolase. The transcript has a single exon. The record is from RefSeq and is a predicted model, not a curated record. Gene Ontology annotation, molecular function: hydroxyacylglutathione hydrolase activity. Lineage: Eukaryota; Fungi; Ascomycota; Eurotiomycetes; Chaetothyriales; Herpotrichiellaceae. The coding region runs from base 1 to 693 and encodes 230 amino acids.
AUGACACCUGCGUUUUUGGCGGGGUUGUACAGAGUGACACCAGUUCUGGCUGAGAAAUCCUCAUCUCUCAACCUGACGGCGAUCAUGAACACGCACCACCACUGGGACCACGCAGGCGGCAACACCAAGGUCCUCGCGUCCCUAGCGGCCCCGGUGCCCGUGAUAGGCGGCAAGGACUGCGAAGCGGUGACGCAGACGCCUGCGCACAACUCGACCUUCUCGAUCGGCAAGAACAUCGAGGUGACGGCGCUGCACACGCCGUGCCACACGCAGGACAGCAUCUGCUGGUUCAUGCAGGACCGGGCGACGGGCGAGCGCGUGGUGUUCACGGGCGACACGCUCUUCAUAGGCGGGUGCGGCAAGUUCUUCGAGGGCAACGGGGCACAGAUGCACAGGGCGCUCAACGAGGUCCUGGCCGCCCUGCCGGACGACACAAAGGUCUACCCGGGCCACGAGUAUACCAAGUCGAACGUGAAGUUUUUGAAAACGGUCCUCGCGGGCAACGAGGCGCUGGAGAAGCUCGCCAGGUACGCCGAGGAGAAUCGGGAGACACAAGGCAAGUUUACCAUCGGCCAGGAAAAGGCGCAUAAUGCUUUUAUGCGCGUGCACACCGACGAGAUGAAGAAGGUGACGGGUCAGACGGAUCCCGCUGCCGUGAUGGAUAAGUUGAGGGAGAUGAAGAAUGCGAGUUGA